UUCUCUCAUCUUUUGUCUGCAUUUUUUUUUUUCUUUUUCUUCUUGUUCUCUCUUCGUUCUUUCGUUCUUUUGUUUACAUUCUGGACAUGUCACAAAGUAGUGGAGUCCAGGUCAAUAAUACAUGCUACUGUGCAAGAAUGGCAAUAAUGAAGACAUCUUGGACCGAUUUGAAUCCAGGGAGGAGAUUCGCUAUAUGUCCCAAAUAUAAGCAAAUUGGGGGUUGCAAAUACUAUGUGUGGAUUGACCCUCCAAUGUGUGACCGAUCUCGUAACAUAAUUCCUGGUUUACUUAGGAACAUCAACAAGUACGAAGAUGAGUUGAAGAAGUAUGGAGUUGAGUUGAAGAAGUGUGAAGAUGAGUUGAAGAAGUGUGAAGAUGAUUUGAAAAAGUGUGAAGAACAACUCAUUAAGAAGGGUGCAAGGGAAAAAUGGUUGUGGAUUGCCUUGACAAUUGCAAUGUUUUUAGUGUAUCUGCUUGUUUAG
Molecule: messenger RNA, 482 nt
Organism: Erythranthe guttata (spotted monkey flower)
Lineage: Eukaryota; Viridiplantae; Streptophyta; Magnoliopsida; Lamiales; Phrymaceae
Source: RefSeq, a predicted model, not a curated record